Hypanus sabinus (Atlantic stingray) is the source of this 1516-nucleotide messenger RNA. It is a transcript of the gene fam3a, whose product is annotated as FAM3 metabolism regulating signaling molecule A. NCBI's taxonomy places the organism in Eukaryota, Metazoa, Chordata, Chondrichthyes, Myliobatiformes, Dasyatidae. The transcript is spliced from 10 exons. The coding region runs from base 134 to 823 and encodes 229 amino acids. The record is from RefSeq and is a predicted model, not a curated record.
CGACCAAUGGCGGGUGGCGGGGAAGGAAGGAGGCGUCACUUCCGUCCCGCUGCUGGCAGGAGGACGAAGCGCAGACGUCGCCGGCUGAGGUUGACUGCUGGUGCAGGCUUCAGCCGUCCGCCCAGGCGCCACGAUGAGGCUGGCGGGGCCCCUGCGGUUGGUGGUGCUGGUGCUGCUGCUGGGGGUCCUCUGGGUGCUGGGCAGCCUGCUCUCCGGCCAGGGCAGCACCUACAACAAGCUGCGGCAGCUCCUGAGCGGUCCCCUGGAUCAACCGACCGCAGAGUCGAAGCCGCGGAAGUACAAGUGCGGGCUCCCGAUGCCGUGUCCGGAGAAACACUUUGCGUUCCGUAUCGUCAGUGGGGCUGCCAACGUCAUCGGCCCCAAAUUCUGCAUAGAGGACCAAGUGUUCAUGAGCAGCGUGAAGAACAACGUCGGGCGUGGACUCAACAUCGCGCUUGUGAAUGGAGUCACGGGAGAGCUGAUGGAUGCCAAAUACUUCGACAUGUGGGCUGGAGAUACGGGAAUUACGGAGCUGUUGAAGUUCCUGCGGCCGAUCUAUGAGGGGACACUGGUGUUCGUGGCUUCCUACGACGACCCAGCCACAAAGAUGAACGACGAGGCAAAGCGGAUAUUCAGCGAGCUGGGCAGCAAGGCCAUUCACACGCUGGGCUUUCGCGACAGCUGGGUGUUCGUCGGGGCCAAAGGCAUCGAUAACAAGAGUCCCUUCGAGCAGCACGUGAAGAACGACAAGAGCACCAACAAGUAUGAGGGCUGGCCGGAGGCCGUCGAGAUCGAGGGCUGUAUCCCCCACAAGCUGGUGUGAGGCGGACACCAGGCACCCCCCCCACUCCCACCCCGGAAGUGGCGGGUGGAGGGUCUGUGGCUCGUGGUCCAGCUGACCCGACUCCAUAGGAGCUCAUUCCAGGGCCGUCUCCCCACCUGCUCCCACCCUCGAGGAAUGAACCCCUUGCCCUCCCUAGUUCCCUUCAUUCCCCCCCCCUCAUUCCUUCCUGGGGCAGAUCCCUCAGUUCCCCUUCCUCCUCCACCACCUUUAUCUCAUAUGGCUCCCAACCCCCUCGUCUGGCCCUCUCCACCCACUCAACUCCCCUCCCUCAUCCCCCACCCUCUUCCUCCCCUCCCUCACCCUUCCCUGACCCCAAUUCACAUUCCCCUCCUCCCUCACCUUCCUGAGUAGGCUCCCUCCUUCGCCUCCCGUGUCUCCAACCCAGAUGGUGCAGGGACCGUAACGAUAACACUCACUGAAUGUCCGCCAGGGCCACAGCCCUCCCACCCACCCUGACUCUCCCCAGAGCCCUGGGUCGGUUGCUGGCUCUGACACUCCCUUGGGCUCCCCACCCCUCCCAUAUCUCCCACCUCUCUCCACAACGAGCUGCUACAUUCCCAGGAAGAGGAUAGGCCCCCCCCCACCCUUCCCCAAGGACGGGGCCAAUUUCAUUUUUGCUCAUUUCAUGUUCGCUCAUUUCUAUUUAAAGAUAAUAAAUUGUUUUAUAGUGAA